Messenger RNA from Prunus armeniaca (apricot), 1395 nucleotides. NCBI's taxonomy places the organism in Eukaryota, Viridiplantae, Streptophyta, Magnoliopsida, Rosales, Rosaceae. The record is from the annotation of a GenBank genome assembly.
AUGCAUUCAGUGUUCUCCGCGGACGACGUCUCCGAUACGGCUUGGGCGUUGUCGUCUCCGGCAAUGAAUAGGAGCGCGUCGGAGUGGGCCUUCGAGCAGUUUCUCGACGAGUUCUCGACCCCAGCGGCCACUCCUCGGCGAUCAGUUGCCGUCGCCGAUCAAUUGACCGCUUCGUCGGUCGCUUCUUGUUCUGUUGCGUCUCAGUCGUCAACGUCGAAGCGCGAAGAUGGAGAUGAAGAGGUAGUUGAGAUCAAGAAGCCCGAUCAUCAUAAUCAUCAUCAUCAACCUCAGCAGCAGCUUAAUCACCCUAAUCCUCCGCCGUUGGAUCCGACGUCAACGGUUCAGGUUAAUUCGGAUCAGUACCGUGAAUUUCUUAAGAACCAGCUCGAUCUGGCUUGCGCUGCCGUCGCUCUCUCUCGCGCGUCGUCUUUGAAGCCUGUGGAUUUGGAUAACAUGGCCGCCGAGAGUCAAUCGCAGCUGUCGAAGCCUUCACAAUUAGCCCACAGUCAAUCGCUUGAUAAAGAUGCUGGUCAUGGUUUCCCAGUGCAACAAAAUGAAGCUGACACUGGCCCAGUUGGCAUUCCGGCUUUACCUGCUGUUCAGAAAAUAACGGGGUUGCAGAGUAAGCAGACAACAAGCGGAUCAUCGAAAGAGGACUCGGAUGAUGAUGAUCUUGAAGGAGACAUUGAAAUUAAUGAGAAUAUGGAUCCUUCUGAUGUAAAACGUGCUAGGAGGAUGCUGUCAAAUCGAGAGUCAGCUAGACGCUCUAGAAGGAGAAAACAAGCACAAAUGAGUGAACUUGAGACACAGGUUGGUCAACUGAGGGUUGAACACUCUACAUUGUUAAAACGUCUCACAGACGUGAAUCAGAAAUAUGAUAAUGCUGCUGUUGACAACAGAAUAUUAAGAGCUGAUAUUGAGACGUUAAGAGCAAAGGUGAAAAUGGCAGAGGACUCCGUUAAGAGAGUGACAGGGAUCAACCCGCUACUUCUGGCCAUGUCAAAUUUACCGAGUGUAAGCAUACCAUCAGUGAACCCCAUGGAUGGAUCUACAAAUGCUGCUGUGCCAAUGCAACCGAACUCCAACCAGCUCUUUCAUCCGGUAGUUCCUAAUUUGGCCACUUCCACUCUACCUCACCAGAGAUUGGACACCGGCUUUCCACGAGACCCCCCAAUUUCUCUAGUCAGGAACCCACAGAGUAAUGUUGGCCAGCCUACCGUCACCGGAAGCAACAUGGCUGAAAUCUCUUCAAUUCAACACACAGCUAGUGUAGAUCAUAUGCAGCAGCAACCGCAGCAGCAGCAGCUUCGGCCAGGAGUGGGUCCACGUGAACCAUUGCCGGGUUGGGAUCCUCAUCUUUCCCAUGCUGCCCCAAAGAACAAGAAACAGAGCUGA